AUUUUGCAAGUGGGGUUUCAAACUGAAGGAUUAGCCAAGUCCUCUGUUCAUCUUCUCCGAGCUCUCUCCUUCACGCAAAUUUUAUUUUUUUCUCGCAUAAAUUCCAUCUUCUCUUCAAGUUUCAUCCUGAGCACCAUGUCAUCACCUACUGUCGGCACUCCAGUAUCUGGCAUCAGAAUAUCAUCCGUGGUCCCUGGGAAGGUGACCGGCGACGACGUGGAUUAUCCAUUGGCAAAUAUGAGCUUGGCCUUGAAGCUUCACUACAUUAGAGGUGUGUACUUCUUCUCAGCUCAAGCAGUUGAAGGUCUCACUAUCUCUGACUUGAAGAAGCCAAUGUUUCCGUGGCUAGCUUUCUUCUACACCUCCUCAGGGAGGAUUCGGAGAUCUGAAACAGGCAGACCUUUCAUCAAGUGUAACGAUAGCGGUGUACGGAUUGUCGAAGCAUUCUGUGACAAAACCAUAGAAGAGUUGCUGGAAGUGGAAAGGAAUGAGGAUCGUCAUUUUUCUGUGGAUAGCUUCCUUGCUCAUGAUCAAGUUCUUGGUCCUGACUUAGGAUUCUCUCCCCUCAUCUAUAUUCAGUUUACUCGGUUCAAGUGUGGAGGCAUGUCCGUGGGCCUUAGCUGGGCUCAUGUUCUUGGCGAUCCAUUUUCAGCUUCAACAUUCAUCAACAUGUGGGGCCAAUACAUGAAAGGCCAUGUCCCACUGCCUUCCAAGUCUCUGCACAUGCCACCCCACAAGGAACCCGAAUACCCACUUUCAACCGCCAUCAGGGAACCAUUUUCCCUCAAACGGGUUGACCCAGUUGGAGACUACUGGCUAACAACCAAUAACUGUAAAAUGGAAACUCACUGUUUCCUUUUCACCGCAAAACAGCUAGACAACAUAGUAUCAAACAUUUUCGAUCUAGUCCGGCCGGUAAAGAUCUCCCACUUUGAAAUAAUCUCUGCAAUGAUAUGGAAAUCUUUAUCCAAGGUCAGGGGAGAUUCAGGGCCAAAAAUUGUGACAAUUUGUACAAGAAACUCUUGCACCAAUGAAUCCGAUGGAAACGAAGUACCAAGCAACAAAAUGGUGUUUAGCAUUGUUAGAACAGAUUUCCACCCUGCGAAAGGCGAUUUACAUGAAUUGGCAGCAUUGAUUGCAGAUAAACAAGAAGAGGAAAACAGUCUGAUUGAAGAAGCAGUUGACAGCGGCAAUGGAGAUUACAUAGCAUAUGGAACAAAUUUGACAUUUGUUAGCUUGGAAGAAGCAGAUAUUUAUGGGCUAGAAUUGAAAGAACAUAAGCCUGUUUUUGCAUAUUAUACCAUCAAAGGUGUUGGUGAUGAAGGAGCUGUUCUUGUGCUUCCUGGGAAAAGUAAUGGCAGUAGGGCAGUGACUGUGAUUCUGCCGGAGAGUCGACUUGCUGAUUUAAAGAAUGAGCUCAGGAAGGAAUGGGGUAUCGUCUAAGAAAACGAAGUCAUAUGCCCAAAAUCCUUCGCCAAAAUUCUCGUAUGUAAUGGCCUUUGCUGCAAUUAUAGGGUGAUAAAAAGAUUGAGCUGUGAAUGAUUUGUGAUGGGAUAAGUGAUGAUAUUAUGAUAUCGAAUAAAUUGGUUUAUUAACUCAA
Messenger RNA from Manihot esculenta (cassava), 1600 nucleotides. RefSeq names its product protein ECERIFERUM 2. The record is from RefSeq and is a predicted model, not a curated record. NCBI's taxonomy places the organism in Eukaryota, Viridiplantae, Streptophyta, Magnoliopsida, Malpighiales, Euphorbiaceae. The coding region runs from base 136 to 1443 and encodes 435 amino acids. Gene Ontology annotation, molecular function: acyltransferase activity, transferring groups other than amino-acyl groups. The transcript is spliced from 2 exons.